This is a messenger RNA of Paramisgurnus dabryanus, 2962 nucleotides long. It is a transcript of the gene fgf13a, whose product is annotated as fibroblast growth factor 13a. The record is from RefSeq and is a predicted model, not a curated record. Lineage: Eukaryota; Metazoa; Chordata; Actinopteri; Cypriniformes; Cobitidae. Gene Ontology annotation, molecular function: growth factor activity.
CAGUUGGAUACCCUAGGAAAUUGACUACUAGGCUACUGUUAUAAUAUCAUCAUAUUAAGAUCUUGGAUUAACUUGGAGUUGUAAUCUAUAUUACAAAUGGACUAAGGAGAUUAACUUGAAGCAUCAACUGUCUCGUGCACACCCCCUCACACAAAGCGCGCGCACGCUGAAAAGCGAGUCUGCGCUCGCUAACAGGUGUUUGACACACACGGCUGUCCUGUGUGCUGUGACCGACCGUUUCUUGGGAUGCUGCAAAACGCGGGUAGCAUUUUCUACGUUAUUGGUCAGAUAGUGGCAUUACAGACGCGGUUAGAUCGCAGCCAUUUGAAUGUUGCCUACUGUAAACCAGUUUCGGGUUACUUUCUUUCCGAAGAAUAUAGCCGCAACGUUUAAGAGAUGCGUGUACUAUUACCCACGUAAUUUUGUUUUGACUCUGUAUUAGUUUACUCUCUUCGUGGGUUUUCUGUCUUUCCGUCGUACGACAAAUGGCGGUUAAUAGUAAAUGAGGACUUGAAUGUGAGCUUUUAAGUGUAAGUUUUCCCUGACAAAUCUGUUGUGGAGGAAGUGAGGAACUGUGUCCGCUGAAAGUUUUGGGUGUCGCGCCGUCAAACUGGCCAUGGCUGCGGCGAUCGCCAGCUCCCUGAUCCGGCAGAAGAGGCAGGCGAGGGAGCGUGAGAAAUCAAACGCCUGCCGCUGCGUGAGCAGUCCCAAUAAAACCAAAGGAACAUGCGAGAAACCCAGUCGACUCAGUGUUUUCUCCAGAGUCAAGCUUUUCGGCUCCAAGAAGCGCAGGAGAAGACGUCCAGAGCCCCAGCUGAAAGGGAUCAUAACAAAGCUGUACAGUCGACAGGGCUUUCAUUUGCAGCUCCAAGCAGAUGGAACCAUUGAUGGCACCAAAGAGGAGGACAGUGGUUUCACCAUGUUCAACCUUAUCCCAGUGGGUCUGCGAGUGGUGGCCAUCCAGGGAGUUCAGACCAAACUCUAUCUGGCCAUGAACAGUGAGGGCUACCUGUAUACAUCAGAACACUUCACACCAGAGUGUAAGUUUAAAGAGUCGGUGUUUGAGAACUACUAUGUGACGUACUCCUCCAUGAUCUAUCGGCAGCAGCAGUCAGGCAGGGGCUGGUACCUGGGCCUAAACAAGGAAGGAGAGAUCAUGAAAGGCAACCAUGUGAAGAAGAACAAACCUGCUGCACACUUCCUUCCCAAGCCUUUGAAAGUGGCCAUGUACAGGGAGCCCUCUCUGCACGACCUGACCGAAUUCUCGCGCUCUGGCAGCGGCACGCCCACUAAAAGCCGGAGCGCCUCGGCUAUGCUGAACGGAGGCAAAGCUGUGAGUCAGAACGAAUCGACGUAGCCCGGCUAUCCCGGCCCAACCUUACGCCUUCACCAAAACCUCUGAAUGCUUGUGACUUCACACAGACUUCUCUCCAAAAGCUCUCAGCGGUUCAGGACGACGUAAAACAUGAAACAUAGCAUAACGUGACACUUUCCAAACUAGAGUAACGUUUGAUUGGUCUUCUUUACAGUCAGCUCAUUUUGGUUUGUUUCGCUUGUUUGAUUUUUCGAUAGAUCACCACUAUAAUAGCCUUCUGCAACACAAAAAUUGUAGCCUUUGAUGCAAUGGGACAUUUAUUUUCAGGUCCCUCUCAGCUGUCGGCACUAAAUUGUCUUUGGGUUUAACUUUAAAUCAUCGAGGUUCAUCGACUAGCAUUGCGGGUCCUGAUGCAUUUGUUAAGAAUUCAGGGCAGUAAGUGAGGGUUUAGCUGCUCGGGUGCGAUGGUACAGUAAACGUACCCCUGUCCUCCAUGCUUCCUGAGUGUGAAGUGAUAGAGAAGCCCUUCAUCCCCAGCGUGUAUGGGGGGCUGGCGCUAGCUCUCCUGCGUUCUAGUGCACUCGCUAAGAGGGCGUGCUCUCUAGCAUGGGAAUAUAAAGCCUGCAUUUUGCUCACACGAAAAGAGAGACAUCGAAACCUCUCGGAUCUGAGAGGCCGUGGAUCCGUCUUGCUUGCUAAUUGAUUCAAUUAGCUGUGAGCUUUCCUUACUUUUCUUCCUCUUGUUCUUCCCUCAUAUCAGUGUUUUUGAAGUUCAAAGAGUGACUGAAAAUCCAGCACACCAAAGACUGCGAGAGUUCCCCUCGAGAUGUCAGACCAUAUAUACAUACUCACGAUGGGUGGUUUUUGUGUACAUUUUUAAUGGGCGAGAUAUUAAGAGGUUUGGAGUGGGUUAAGUGGUAUGGGUUGUGAGGGGUGGGCAGUAUUUUAGCCAGUUUUUGUGAUUUGAGAAGGCUGUUUAAUGUCUUCCCCUUCUGUAUCUUUUGUGUCCCUUUGUCUCCAAGUUCCUUCAGUCUGUGAGCGUGUUUUUUGCCUUUCCCGUCCAUGUCUGUUAUCUUUUGGUCAAAACUGUUAAUGCAGACAUGACAGUGAGGUCCCACCUGGACUUUUGUUUUUGUGUAUAAGUACUUUGCGGUGGUGACCAUUUUCUAUUUCAACAAGCAAGCAAAAAAGAUACUGUGGAUUUUAGGUUGACUGAAAUUUUGUAAAAGUGAAAAAUAUCUCUUGUACGGGGCAUGUACAAAUCAGGUUGUGUACAAUAAGGACCUUAAUUGUAGGCUGCAGUAUGUAUUCUUUUCCUCUGGCAACAUAACUUCAUACAUGCUAUGGGGGUCCUUCUCUCUUCUUUAGUAUUCUGGGUUAUUUUCAUAUGUUAGAUGAACAUACAGUAUCUGUUGCAUGGAAGACUGCAGACAGGUGCCGAAUAGAGCUGCAUGAUGUAGGUUAUGUGUAUUAACUCUUUGUUGGAUCAUGUGUUCCAAACUACCAGGAUUAAACUGAAAAACAACAUGUAUGUACUGACCGGCACUCUGCCUGGUACCUUCAAGUUGUUUCUUAUUUGUUGUGUACAUACAAUGCACUGAAUAAAAUGUUUAUAUUAAGAUAUACUUUUAAAAUGUGUCUGCUUGC